This is a messenger RNA of Guillardia theta CCMP2712, 969 nucleotides long. RefSeq lists its product as hypothetical. The transcript has 4 exons. Bases 144 to 782 code for a protein of 212 amino acids. Gene Ontology annotation, molecular function: DNA binding; RNA polymerase II general transcription initiation factor activity. The record is from RefSeq and is a predicted model, not a curated record. Gene Ontology annotation, biological process: DNA-templated transcription initiation. Lineage: Eukaryota; Cryptophyceae; Pyrenomonadales; Geminigeraceae.
AGACUUGGACCGGUCAGAGCGUGAGAUUCAUGGCGCUAUAGCUUGUAACCAGACAGCCCUAUCCACUGCACAACCUGAACUUGCUCGCCUGAGUUCUCCACGGACGGAUUCUCUGGAGAUCUCAAAGUUUGAUCAGCAUCAACAUGUCGAUGAACGAUGACAUGGGUGAUAAUGGAAUGAUGAAUGAGUAUGACAAUGAUCUGGACAUGACAAAUGGCAUCACGCCGUCCUUGCAAAACAUCGUUGCGACAGUGAAUCUCAACUGCAGCUUGAACUUGAAGACUAUCACGCUUCAGGCCAGAAACGCCGAGUACAAUCCCAAGCGAUUUGCAGCAGUGAUCAUGCGAAUUCGAGAGCCUAAGACAACAGCGCUCAUCUUUGCCUCGGGGAAGAUGGUGUGCACAGGAGCCAAGAGCGAAGAGAGUGCAAGGUUAGCCUCCAGAAAAUUUGCUCGCAUCAUCCAGAAGCUUGGAUUCAGCGCCAAGUUCACAGAGUUCAAGAUACAGAACAUCGUGGGAUCGUGCGAUGUUCGCUUUCCCAUCCGCUUGGAGAAGCUUGCAUAUGCUCAUCAGAACUACUGCAGCUACGAGCCCGAGCUGUUCCCUGGUCUCAUCUACCGAAUGUUGGUACCCAAGGUUGUGCUCCUUAUCUUCGUCUCGGGGAAAAUUGUUCUUACGGGUGCCAAGAACAAGAGGGAUAUCGACAUUGCGUUCAGAACGAUUUACCACACGCUGCAUGAGUUCAAGAACGUCAGUGGAGGCGCGGCAGACGACGAUGCCUGAGGGGCCUGCCGUUCGGACAUGGUUCGAGCAAGGUGGAUGAAGCUAACCAGUGUGCAAUUGAAACAAGAGAAAUGAAUUGUGUAUUAUUACUGUUGAAAGAAGACACUUGUGUGUUGGUGAUUACACAGGUUUUGCUAAUUCAGUGCUGCGAGUGCAGAGCUGUGAUGCAAGUAAAAAAACUUUACUC